AGAGACGUCAGGAAAGAUGGCGUUUGUUUAGGCCAGUCCGAUCACCUCCCCGAUUCAGUGCGUUUAAUCCAGGGUCUGGCGACGAGCGGCAGAAAAACUCACACGGAUCAAGGCUUCGCCUAAAAGAGUGAAUGAACUGGAUUUUUUUUUUUUUUUUAUUGAAGAAGGCAGCUCCUGUCAUAAUAAUUAUUUUAGCUUUAACAAAACCAAACAGGGGGCGGGUUUGGUUAUAUAUUAUUGUUAUUACUUUGGCCAGGUGUUUGUAGCUGUUCCCAGUUGCCAUCUGUCCAGGGUUGUCACAUAUACAGAGUUGUUACUUUCUGGCUGAUAUUAUUAUUAUAAGUAUUGUCUAUUACCACACACUGACGCUGUGUUUUUGUUGGUACUGGUUUUUGACGAGUCUCAAUGUCGGACAAUCAGAGUUGGAAUUCUUCGGGUUCCGAGGAAGAUGUCGAAACGGAGUCCGGGGCGCCUGUUGAGCUUUGCGGGGUCCUCAGUAAGUGGACCAACUAUAUCCAUGGAUGGCAGGACCGUUGGGUGGUUUUAAAAAAUAACACCUUGAGUUACUACAAGUCUGAGGAUGAGAGGGAGUUUGGCUGCAGGGGGUCGCUUUGUCUCAGCAAAGCCCUCAUCACGCCCCAUGAGUUUGAUGAGUGUCGGAUUGAUAUCAGUGUCAAUGACAGUGUUUGGUACCUACGUGCUCAAGAUCCAGAGCACAGGCACCAAUGGAUAGACUCUAUUGAACAACACAAGGCAGAGUCUGGCUAUGGCUCGGAGUCAAGCUUACGACGCCAGGGAUCCAUGUUGUCUCUCACGUCUGCAGCAAGUAAUUACUCUGCCACGUCCACAUCAUCCUUUAAAAAGGGGCACAGUUUGCGUGAAAAGCUUGCUGAAAUGGAGACGUUCCGAGAUAUUCUUUGCAGACAGGUUGACACUCUACAGAAGUACUUUGAUGCCUGUUCUGAUGCCGUUUCCAAAGAUGAGCUCCAGAGAGACAAAGUGGUGGAAGAUGAUGAAGAAGACUUUCCUACAACCCGAUCUGAUGGGGAAUUUCUGCACAAUAAUAACGGCAGCAAAGAGAAAUUAUUCCCAUGUGUAACACCCAAAGAAAUCAAUGGCAUUGACUUUAAAGGGGAAGCUAUAACUUUUAAGGCUACCACUGCUGGUAUACUAUCAACACUGUCAUACUGCAUCGACCUCAUGGUGAAACGUGAAGACAGCUGGCAAAAAAGACAUGAUAAGGAAAUGGAAAAGAGAAGGCGAAUAGAGGAUGGGUACAAGAUUGCACUGAAUGAAUUUAAGAAGAAAUCUCACUUUGGCGGCCCUGAUUAUGAGGAAGGUCCAAACAGCCUUAUUAAUGAAGAUGAGUUCUUUGACGCAGUGGAAGCUGCUCUUGACAGACAAGACAAAAUUGAGGAGCAGUCUCAGUCUGAGAAGGCCAGGAUACACCGGCCCAGCGUAGUGCCUUCUGGGGAUGCCUAUACGACAGCUGGCACAUACAGAUUUGCCCAGCAGCCCUAUAGUCGCUCUCCCUCCAUGUCUUCCAUUGAUCUAGUCAGUGCCUCUGAUGUUCACAGAUUCAGCACCCAGGUAGAGGAAAUGGUUAAGAAUCACAUGACCUACUCUUUACAGGAUGAUGGUGGGGAUGCCAACUGGCAGCUGGUGGUAGAAGAGGGAGAAAUGAAGGUGUACAGGAGAGAGGUGGAAGAAAAUGGGAUUGUGUUGGACCCUCUAAAAGCAACCCAUGUCGUCAAAGGGGUCACCGGGCAUGAAGUCUGCCAUUAUUUUUGGAAUGUUGAUUUCCGUAAUGAUUGGGAAACAACUGUUGAAAACUUUAAAUUGGUAGAAAGAUUGUCAGACAACGCAGUCAUCAUCUAUCAGACACACAAGAGGGUUUGGCCUGCCUCUCAAAGAGAUGUGCUCUAUUUAUCAGCAAUCCGGAAAAUUAUUUCUAACAAUGAAAACGACCCUGACACGUGGACUGUCUGCAAUUUCUCUGUAGAUCAUGAAAAUGCCCCCCUCACCAACAGAUGUGUGCGUGCCAAAAUCAACAUUGCACUGAUUUGUCAAACACUGGUGAGUCCACCAGAGGGCGACAAAGAAAUCAGUAGAGACAACAUCUUGUGCAAGAUUACCUAUGUUGCAAAUGUGAAUCCUGGUGGCUGGGCACCUGCAUCAGUCCUCAGAGCUGUGGCAAAGAGAGAGUAUCCCAAAUUCCUAAAGCGUUUUACAUCAUACGUCCAGGAGAAAACUGCUGGAAAGCCUAUUCUUUUCUAAUGUUUGGAGUGUUUUGCCAAGUCUCUUGUGUGCUUUGCUCCAGUGAUUGAAACAGGCUCUGUUCACAUUCCAUACCUGGAGGAAUCCGCUGCAGCUGAAGCGCCUGCAGGAACCUCAGGUCUGCAGUUGUAAUGAAGACCAUUCAGCAGCGAUCGCGCCUUCAAGCUAGUAAUGUCAGGAACACAGCAGCCUUGUGACCAACUAUAUACAACACUAGUACUCUGCUAACUUCUCUUUUGCAUCAGUGUGUUAUACUAAAUACAUCUGUAUGGCUGGCAUUUAUGUUGCUCUUGUGGGGAAGAUACACAAACAUUUGAUUUUACAAACUGUGGUUUAAUGGCUUUAAUUAAUAAAUGACUUGCACAGAUGUUGCUAUAGACCUGCAAUAAUAGCCAAAAAUAUUGUUUUACAAAAAAUGAUUAUAGUAAGUUUAUAUUGUCAUGUUGGAGGUCUGAAGUAAGUGGUGGUUGUUGUUCCUCUUUUGGUCUUGCUUUUUGUAAACGUCCAAAUAUGUUUGUUUGUUUUUACUUGCUAUGUAUAAUCACUGAUCUUCAUGCUGCUAAUUGUUUCUAAAAUGGGUCUCCGUGUUUCUUAAACAGUUGUCUUGUUUGUAAUACCUGUUGAGGGCUGUGAGUGACCUCGGACCUUGCCUUUUCACUCUGUGGCUCUCCUAUGAAGAACGCUAGUUCUGAUGGACUAAGAGUUUGAAAAGCUUGAUUUCUAUUUGUUCUCCUUUUUCAGAUCUCUAUAUUUCUACUGUAUUUUUAGUUGUAUCUGUGUUAUACAAAUGUGUUGGGAUUUAAAACAAAAAAAAUGUAAGUUAAAAAUAUCAGCUGGCAGGAGGGAUGGCUUGAAUCUAAUUGGUGAACGAUGAUGGUGCAAGUCAUGCAGUGCAGCCGCAGACCUGUAUUAUAAGGGAGCUCCAUCUUUUAAGUUGAGCAGUAAUUAGUUUGGCUUUGAUAAAAAACCUCCCAAGUCUAAAACUAAUUGAUGUAAUUACAUUAUUUAGUCCUAGUAGAUUACAUUUUAUUCAUUGGGAAAUAAUGGGGAAUUAGCACCUUUUAUUCUAAACGCAUAACCCCCACCCCCCACCCCUUCCUUAUGCCAGUACAUCUAUGAUUAAUUAGUCAGCUGCAUUGUACAGAAUUGAUGAAGAUUUUUAAAAGUUCCCUUAGUUUGCUGUGUUGCAAGAUCCACAUCCAGCUUUGUCUAGUGGCAUAUAACUUUGUUAAAAAUUUGAAGAAAUUCUACUUUUUAUUUUCGUGCUUUGUCUAGUGGCAUAUAACUUUGUUAAAAAUUUGAAGAAAUUCUACUUUUUUUUUCGUGCACCACUAAUUCAGAGAAGUGUCUCCAUCUUAAUAUUAGCAGGGCAUGUGUUUUUAUCAACGGGACUGCUGCCAAAACAGGAAAAACAAACUUUGUAAGAUAGGAUUAACAUAUUGUACAAAUGUACAUUUAUACUUUGCAUCUCAGACAAACAUUUCACUAGCUAUUUUAUAUCUGACUGGUUAUUUUAUAAUAGAGGGUUUUUUUUUUGGGGGGGGGGGGGGGUGCAAUAAACAAGAACAGCCCAAUGGACAUACUGUUUCUUCUGCAUAGCUAGUAACGAUUGGAUCCUAAACUCCAACAAAAAAAAAGUGGAAUGUUAAACCUAGUAAUACCUGUCGGGUCAGGCAAGAGGAUUGUUCCAAAACCAAUCAUUUAGGUUGUUUUGCUCUUAAAUAAAGAUGUAAAAAUGUUUGGGAAGUGUACAGGGAAUGUGUAUAUCUGAUAGUGUUAUAAUUAGUUGCAAUUGCACUAAAUGUGAUGUCAUUUUGAAAUGUUCUGUAAAUAAAAUGAUUACACUAAAGAAGCCGUUUGUAAUAAAUAAACCAUACUGUUUAAAUGUAUGACAGUCCAGUGGCUCCAGUGAGGUCAGCCUUGGCCAGUGCAGUGCAACCAGUAAACCGAUAUAUAUUCCCCCCCCCCCCCCCCCCCCCCCUCUACUUGGUAAGGCAUUGAUAGACUAGAAAACAGCACCAGAGCAAGACUGUCAGUCCACAUGGAGAAUACAUAUAAAUGGGGUAUUCCUCUGAUUAUUGAUACUGUCUCCAUUCUGGAUUUGAUUCUCCAAUAUUACACAUGCACUGGCCAGUUCUCAAGAAUACUUUCACCAAUCGUAAACUCAUCAGUCUGAGCUGAUUUAUUUGACAGUGGGUUGCUGAUAUCCUGUAAUCUGGUACAGCUGACCAGUAAAGUUUAUUCACCAAAUGUGUACAGUGAUUUGCCUUUCUCUUCCCACACAUUUGAGAUGAAAUGUUGCUUGAAGUACUUUUGGCAGUGUAUAGUGUACUGUUGUGUUACAGACUAUAAGCCUAGUUAAACUCUACAUAGAAAUGCUGUUGGCUCUUGUGACAAUGGUAUGGAUCUGUACAACUUAUGUAUAAAAGAAAUAUGAUUGAGAACAAAAAAGAAAAUCUGUUUACAAAGAGUUUGCCUCUUCCACAUUAUUGUCUCAAAUUAAAAUCCAGUAUUUAAAGGGGAAGGCUAUAAAAUAAUACUUUGUGUUUUGUUUGUGCUGAUUACUAACGGAGCACUAGUACAGUAGUGCUACUGCUAAUAUCAAUUAACUGAUAAGAUGGAUAAAACAGACCUAACUUGUGUUUUACAAUAAAAAAAAAAUGCAUUUCUUAACACCAUAGGGGUUGGGGUACUGUGAUUAGGGGCUAUGCAGAUUAACUGAACAGCAUGACCUAAAAGCUUUCCAGCGUGUGUUUUGUAUCAAUAAUGGAUCAGAUCAGAAAGAGAUUCUUUUCACCCGCCACUCUGUCUGUUUGCAGCUUUAUAAAACCCAUUCUGUGAUUGCUUGGUAAAGAAAAUGUGCAGUGACAGGGUGUUGUGUAGAAGUGAGCUGCUGUCUGCUUUGAAUCUUAACUGGGUUUGGUUCUUUGCUGGUGAGAUGUGAUGAAGUGAAAGGAGAUUGGCUGCUCUCACUCUUGUGAGAGGAGCCCAUUAUGAUGUCAUGUAAGGAGGGUUUCUCAAACAUCUGAACCUGUAUUUCAAUUGGAUCACAGACAGUACAAACACCCAACACAAUUGAUACCAUAGAAAAGCUUUUUCAUAUUGAAAUGACAGGGUUGAAAAGGUGCAGGCCGAAUAUGUUUGUUUUUUUACCGUUUCUUUGGGAUUAAAAACUUCAUUGUCACAAAAUCCUGAAAUAAAUAAACAGAUCAUCUAUUACAAAAACAAA
Messenger RNA from Polyodon spathula (Mississippi paddlefish), 5506 nucleotides. Its product is annotated as ceramide transfer protein-like. The transcript is spliced from 18 exons. Gene Ontology annotation, molecular function: phosphatidylinositol-4-phosphate binding. The record is from RefSeq and is a predicted model, not a curated record. Gene Ontology annotation, biological process: ER to Golgi ceramide transport. Bases 406 to 2277 code for a protein of 623 amino acids. Lineage: Eukaryota; Metazoa; Chordata; Actinopteri; Acipenseriformes; Polyodontidae. Gene Ontology annotation, cellular component: Golgi apparatus.